Caenorhabditis auriculariae is the source of this 1280-nucleotide messenger RNA. NCBI's taxonomy places the organism in Eukaryota, Metazoa, Nematoda, Chromadorea, Rhabditida, Rhabditidae. The record is from the annotation of a GenBank genome assembly.
AUGGCCACUGCUCUGGAAGAACUUCCAACUCUCUUCCAUAAAUGUAUAAAUAAUUUUUGCUAUCAAUAUAUGCUUCCAGAUUGCAGAUGGUGUUGCGAAGAACGUUUUGGGGAAAUUGAUUCUUUGGAAUGGCGAUAUCACUCGUAUCAAGGUCGACGCGAUCGUCAACGCGGCCAACAGUCGCCUUGCUGGAGGUUCUGUUUUUUUUUUUUUGAAUUUCCGUUUCAAGAGAUUGAAAAAAAGAUGUGACUUAAGAAAAAUUUGAAAAGGAAAAAGCUCCAUUAAAUUUUUUUUUCAUAAUAGCAAGUUAAUCUAGACCGACGUCCCUGAGAAGGAAAAGUGAAUGACCACCUCGGAAAGUUUUCUCGAACUCUCAACCAAUCCUUAUAGAAAAGUCACGUGAUUCAAGAACGAAAUAGAAAACUUUGAUAGCUCGUCAUAAUUAAUUGCGCUUCGUAUAUUGAAAAAUACAGAAGGAAAAUGCUGAAAACAGCUUCUCAUCAAGAAAAAAAAAGAAAAUAGUAUGUUUUACACUAAUUAUUCAAGGAGGCGGCGUUGAUGGAGCCAUUCACAGAGCCGCGGGACAUGCGACUUUGCAAGAAGAAUGUCGUAAAUACUCUGGAUGCAAAGUUGGAAAGGCUGUAAUCACAUCAGGAUGCGGGAUAAACCAUAUAAAAAGUUUCCACAGCAGUCGAUCAAUACUGAAAUAAUAGUCUUUCAGAUAUUAUUCACACUGUUGGCCCUCAGGUUUAUGGAAAACUCAGUGAAAAACACCGAGACGAUCUUAUAUCAUGCUACAGAUCCUCACUGGAACUGGCUGUUGAAAAUAAACUCAGUUCAAUAGUGAGUUUUUCUUUCCUUCUUACAGGUUGUUUUCGGCUCUUUAACGCGCUCUCCAAUUCCCCUCGUAUAUUUUCAGGCUUUUUGUUGCAUUUCCACGGGAGUUUAUGGAUAUCCUCACAAUGCUGCUGCUGAAGCUGUUACCGAUUUCUUGACGAAUUGGCUGGAAAAUGACCAAAACAAAGACCAGGUUUUUGUUUCUAUUCUUAUAUUUCAUUUUUAUGUAUAGGAUUAUGAAGAUAAAUCUACAUUCAAGUUUUUAUAGAAUAUUUUUUCAGAUUUUUCCAUCAAAAGUUUCCAACCGGGUCUCGAUUUUUUUUAAAUAUUCAAUUUAUGAUUUAUAGAUCAGCCACGUGGUGUUGGUGACUUUCAUGCCGGUCGACCAGCAGUGCUACGAGAAAUAUUUCGACGAGUUCGCUGCCAAAUUCAAAACAGCUUGA